AACCGAGGGCAAACGGGAUGUGCUGAUCACAGCCGCUCGCUGCCUUACUAGCAAAAAAACCAGAUACCGCUUUUUACUGCAGUGGUCUUUUUCGACGGGGAGAGCAAAUGUCCCGAGGACACAGCCUUCUCCUGGGUUGGGGGAUGGGGUUCGCCCCUGGGACCCCGAGGCGGGGCAGGACGGGAUGAGACGGGGCUCCCGGGGGGAGAGCUGCCGCCUCUCCGAGGCUCUCGAACACGUUUACUCCCUUCCUCCCUUCUCCCAGCUACUUGGCUGUGAGUAACCAUCCCUCUGGCCGCCGUUCCUGUGGGCGUUUACAGAUUUGAGGUGGGUUUUUGGAGGGAAAAAAAGAAAAUAUCCUAAUUGCCGGGAAGGAGAGUGGCAGCUCCGGGAGACAGAGGAGCAGAGAGGAAGAAGAUCCUGGCUGCCUCCAGCUAUUAUUGCAGCCGGUGCUAGAGACUUUCUCUGCCUUUUCUGACCGAGAAGAUCCCCCCCAAGGUGCCGGAUUCACCAAGCAGUUGCCUUCUGAAGCUUGUGUGAAGACAGAAGUCAACAGGGACAAGGAGUGGUUACAGGAGCUGGUCGCUAGAAGCGUAUGAAGUCUUCAAAAGUUGGAGAAGAUUCAGUGAAGGUCACGGAGAACUGGUGAAUCCAGCACAGGGAUACAGCCAGUGGCUCAGAGGACUCUGAGGUGCUGUCUGGGAAGGUGAAACAGAUUUUCCCUUCCAAAAUGACACUCCGAGCUCUGGUUUUGUGCUUGGCUUGUGCUGGGCUUGGAAAAGCAAAUGUGGUUCCACAGGCUGAACACAGAAAUGUAAGGGUGGGCGACAAUGUGACGUUGAGCUGUGCCCUAACAGAACCCAAGAACGUUCUGCAAGUGACGUGGCAGAAGGACUCCGAAAAAUCACACAAUAAUAUAGCUACAUACAGCACCAUAAAUGGAUUAAAGAUUCACAAGCCCUAUCAAGACCGAAUGAAUUUUACGAGUCUAGUACUCAAUAAGACAAGUAUUAUUAUUUGGGACACUAGAAUGGAUGAUUCUGGCUGUUACACAUGUCUCUUCAAUACUUUCCCUUAUGGCUCCUUCACCGGACGCACCUGCCUGAGUGUCUUUGGUCUUAAUGCGUCUGUCCAUUACAACAUUUCCGAAGGUCGUUUGAUAGCCAUCUGUAAUGCUGUUGGCUUCCCAGAGCCUACCAUCACCUGGAACAACUUGUUCAAUUCUACUCCUACACAAGAGACAGUUAGGCACACCAAUGGGAUGGUGUCCAUCACCAGUAAACUGGAAAUCUACAGCACACAGAGCAUUGGUGCACAGGGCUUGACCUGCAAAGUAAGCAACACAAACGAAAAAAUUGAAUUGCCAGUGAAAAUGAAAGGAGAAGAGGGUUCCUCAUUGCUUUGGUUGAUGAUUACUGUGGGGAUUUUAAUUGUCAUCAUAGUUCUAAUUCUGAUCACACUGUGCUGGAGGAAGAGGAUAUGCAGAAGGGGUUGAAGUGGAUCCUAGAAGAUUUCCUUUCGGUUACUAGAUUGUUACAGCCCAGUAUCCUGAAGUCAACAUUACAAGAAGUUACUUGACUGUCUGGAAAGAAACAGCAGUAAAGGAGAAAUACAUCACAUACACUACCCUAUCAAGACACCACUGAAAAGACUAGCACAAUGUUUGUUAUCCAGUCUGGACACUUAAUCAUAAAAAGUAGGACCAGAGGGACCACUUAGAUCUCUCCUCUGCUGCCAGGCAAAAUCUACUUUGCUCACGCAACUAUUGGUACUGCUAUUGUGCAAAAAGUAUUUGCCUUCUUCCAAUUAGGUUUUUUCAGCUCUGCUCUUUCAGUGCCUGCCUAAUUACUCUUGCAGUAAAGAGGAGUUUAAUUUUUACCAACAUAUAUCUGCAGUUUCACUUGCAGUAACACUGAGUUCAUCGCCCUCUUCCUAUCAUCCUUUUUUCCUUCUCUAUCCAGCUGGUCCAACUCCUUGUCCUCAGUGAGUGAGUGAAUGUGUCAAGAACUGUAUUGCUUAACUCCCUCUGGAGAGACCUGCUGGACUCAAAACAACAGGUUUCAAACCACACCAAAUCUGCCAAAAUUAUUAGAGAAGAGCAAUAAGGCUACAAGCAGUUGGCAGAUUAGAGGCAGUAGCAGCCACAACUGGGAAGGAUGCGUUAUGAGUACUUUAUUUUAUUUGGCUUUUCUUUCUAAUCUUGGAGUGGCAUUUUUUUUUUCACAUAUAAGUGAGAAUGAGAUGGAAGCAGAGCCCAGUAAUGGAGGUAUUGGCAUCCCCAUGUUUCCUGUAUGUUUUACUGUCAUUCUCUCUGUAUUCUCCAAAACAAUUCUUUUAAUACCCCAGCCUACUUCUUCCUUAGCUGUCAAAAUGCAUGGGCUGGCUUUUUCAGUAGUUCUCAUGGUCAUCUUAUACACUAUUUGGAGUAGUGUCCUUGUCUUCAUCCUUUUUUUUUAUUGUCUUUUUAAACACAGACAAAUUGCUCUGCUGGUCAAAAUCUGUUUUCCCGUACUUGGAUCUUGUCGUGUGGGAUGUUAUGUGCUAACCGUCACGUGUCACUAUUGUGAAUGUAAUGACAUCCACCAGUGGGAAGUCUUACAGAGGCAUGCUUUGCCAUGAUUUUGAUAGCAGAUAAAGACAUUGCACUGCUCUUAUGAGUCAGGACCUAAUUCUGCUCCUGCCCAGGUAGGAUUGGAGCUCCUCUCCCCCCUGUCCCUGCCCCUACCUGGUCCUUGCUGCCUGCCCAGGCCUGCUGAUCUGGCCAUUUCCAGGCUUAACGCUCUAGUUGUGUGUCCGCACUGUUUGCUGUGCAGCAUCAGGCUGCUUGUGAGCGCAGAGUGUUCCUGAGCAUUGCCUUGCAGCAUAUUGUAUUUGUGAAGGGUCAGAACCUUCGCAUGCCCUCUGCCUCCUGGCACCUGUCAGGGCUCUGUGUCUGCUUAACAGGGUGAAGGCUGCUAAAACGAGCCUACCUCUGGGCAUACUGACUUUGUGGCCCAUUUUACUGACGAAUUGGAGGACGGCACAGUGGUCUUCUGGUGAUUUUUGUUCUGAUGACGACUGCUAAUGCUUAAGGUGUUUCUCAGUCUUCCUUCUAUGUGAGUGCUUGUCAUCCUAUUGAGGUUGCUACCAGCAUCCUCUUCUCUUUUGAAUUCAAUUAGUGUUUGUUUGUGCAACUGAGACGUUCUAUCUUACAGUGCGUAAUGUUUUGAAUUGUGCUUUUAAUGUCAUAUGUCUUCGAAGAGUACAAAUGGCCAGUCUAAAAAGAUCAACAGAGAAGAUUUAGCAGAUACGAGACUUACGACUAAGUGUUCAUAACCAGAAUUUUGUUGGUUCCACAGCAAUGGCUUUUCUAAAGUCUGAUAAAAAGUUGUGUGUGUGCAUACAUAUCGGCAUGUACUAUUGAGAGUGCGAGGGGUGAUGUUUGCUGUUGUAGAUGCAAUAUGAAUUAUUUAUUUAUAUAGAUUCACAUUUUCUGAUUAAAAAAACAAUCUGAUCUAGCAAAAACAUAAACUGUCCAUUUUUUUCCUCUGCUUAUUUGGGACAUCAAAAAUGUCUCAUUGCAAGUUGAUUUUUUUUUUUUUUGUAGUUUUGAUUUAUAUUUUGCUUCCUUUUUGUGUAGAAAGUGAGAUUUCAGGUUUUUUUGGUAGGGUGGCAUAAAUUUAUAGAAGUAUUUUUGACCACAGCAGUUGCAGUUUACUUCAGAUUUGAAAAUAAAACCAGUCAAGCAAAAAAGUAUAUUUUAUAUUUUUAAGGGUAUUGUGUGUGUGUCAUGUUUGUAGCUUAAUUAUUCUUUAUCUGGAGUUGUGUUCUACUGAUGUAUUGACUUUUUUCUGUAUUUGUCUUUGCUGAAAAGAAGCCAAAUAAAGAA
Molecule: messenger RNA, 3868 nt
Organism: Cuculus canorus (common cuckoo)
Lineage: Eukaryota; Metazoa; Chordata; Aves; Cuculiformes; Cuculidae
Product: OX-2 membrane glycoprotein
Exons: 6
Coding region: 731-1495 (254 amino acids)
Molecular function (GO): cell-cell adhesion mediator activity
Source: RefSeq, a predicted model, not a curated record